Chanos chanos (milkfish) is the source of this 2883-nucleotide messenger RNA. RefSeq names its product probable nuclear hormone receptor HR38. Gene Ontology annotation, biological process: regulation of transcription by RNA polymerase II; cellular response to corticotropin-releasing hormone stimulus. The record is from RefSeq and is a predicted model, not a curated record. Gene Ontology annotation, molecular function: nuclear glucocorticoid receptor binding; RNA polymerase II cis-regulatory region sequence-specific DNA binding; zinc ion binding. Lineage: Eukaryota; Metazoa; Chordata; Actinopteri; Gonorynchiformes; Chanidae. Gene Ontology annotation, cellular component: transcription regulator complex; nucleus. The coding region runs from base 92 to 1876 and encodes 594 amino acids. The transcript is spliced from 7 exons.
UAUGAGACUGAAUGUUGCUCCUUUCAUCGUAUCAAACCAUUAGGAUCUAAAGGAAUACUGACCCUGGUUUUGGAGAACAUUUCAAGCAGCAAUGCCCUGUGUUCAAACCCAGUAUGGAACCCUGCCUUACGAGAACAAUUACUUCAGCCCCGACUUCCUGAACCCAGAAUUCUCCACAAAGCUGGCCAUGGACCUCAGCAGUCAGACAGAGCAGCUCUCCACCCCCUCCCUGCCCAGCAUAAACACCCUGGUGGGUGAUUAUGCCGGGGAGUUUGAUGCCUUCUCCUGUCACAUCAAUACCUCCUCCGCUGCGGUCACAGCCACUGGCAUCUCCACCAGCAUCAACAGUCCUGUGGCUGGAGGUUCCAGCCCUCACAGCCAGCAGUCACCUUUCAAACUGGAUGAUCUGCAAGUGUAUGGGUGUUACCCCGGCACCUUCUCCUUCAGCUACCUAGAUGAAACUGUCUCGUCCUGCGGCUCCGACUACUACGGCAGCCCUCUGUCGGCGGCCGCUUCACCCCCAACCCCGGGCUUCCAGUCCCAGCCUGCGUCUGCCUGGGAUCCCCCUUUCAGCCCUUUCUCACCCAAUUCUGGUUGUUGGGUACCGGAUAAAAAUGGUCUGCCCCAACAGUCGUCUUUUUUUACCUUCAAUGCACCAGUAGAGCAGCAGUCACCCUUAGGGGGUCACGAACCCCAUCUCGGUGAAGAGGAUACCUUCCCUCAGCAGUCACAACAUCAACACAUGUCCCCCAUGCAUUUCCACCCUCUCGUGAUGGAGCAGGGUCCUCUUGAUACCCCCGUGCUUCUUGAAGGGUCCCAUUCAUCACCCAAAACACGGAGUCCAGGAGCUAACGAAGGUCGCUGUGCUGUGUGUGGGGACAAUGCAUCCUGCCAGCACUAUGGUGUACGCACCUGUGAGGGGUGCAAAGGAUUUUUCAAGCGAACUGUACAGAAAAAUGCUAAAUACGUGUGCUUAGCCAACAAGGAUUGCCCCGUGGACAAACGACGGCGGAACCGCUGCCAGUUUUGUCGUUUUCAGAAGUGUCUUGCAGUGGGCAUGGUUAAAGAAGUGGUUCGCACAGACAGUCUUAAAGGUCGAAGGGGUCGGCUGCCUUCGAAACCUAAGAGCAAUCCAGACACAACCAGCCCUGCUACGCCUGCAAAUAUCAUUGCCUCACUUGUUAGAGCUCAUAUUGAUUCCAGCCCCGCCAUGAACAAACUAGACUAUUCCAAGUACCAGGAAUCAGUGACGAGCCUGACAGAAAAGGAGGAUGCAAGUGACAUCCAGCAGUUUUAUGAUCUUCUCACUGGCACCAUGGACGUUAUACGUAAAUGGGCCGAGGCCAUUCCAGGGUUCAUGGCGUUCUGCCCAGAGGAUCGGGAACUUCUCCUGGAGUCCGCUUUCGUUGAACUCUUCAUUUUGCGAUUAGCAUACAGAUCAAACCCUGAGACAGACAAGUUGAUCUUCUGCAACGGUAUCGUCCUGCAUCGCUUGCAGUGCGUGCGAGGCUUCGGCGACUGGAUAGACUCCAUUAUGGAUUUCUCCCAGAGUCUUCAUCGCAUGAACUUAGAUGUGUCAACUUUCGCCUGUUUGGCAGCCCUUGUCAUCAUAGCAGACCGCCAUGGACUGAAAGAGCCCAAGCGUGUGGAGGAGUUCCAGAGCCGGCUGAUCACAUGCCUCCGAGAUCAUGUCGCAGGUGGCAGUCCGGACCCCAACCGACCUCAGCCUAACUUGUCCCGUCUUCUGGGGAAGCUGCCAGAACUGCGGACUCUGUGCACCCAAGGCCUACAGCGGAUCUUCUACCUGAAGCUGGAGGAUCUGGUGCCUCCACCCCCCAUUGUGGACAAAAUUUUCAUGGAUACCCUGCCUUUCUAAAAGGGGGACUGGAAGAGGUGGAGGAGAAGACAUGUCUUUGUUUGACGGUGCUGGAUUUUGAAAAACAAACUGCUCAACAAGGAUAGAAAGAGUAGAGAAACUAAAGGACACAGAGGAAGAAACUAGUGCAGUAAUAAUUAUAACAACACAACCAGGGAGACUAAAGUCAGAAAAAGAAGUUGGCUCCUUCCACGGCACUGAUUCUUUAAUAGGAGGCCAAACUGAUUUGUUCUCCAGGUUGUGAGGUCACUGUUACAAUGGUAUCAGCACAUUUUCCACUUAAUUUUCUUUUGGACACUAUUUCAUGGAAACGUCAUGGAAUUUUAUUGUUACACAGAUGGGUUUUUUUUUUUUUUUGAACAGUCAUACAAAAUUUGAGGGCAUUUAAUUUCUAUAUUUUUAUUAUUGUCUUGGUGUUUGUAAUUUUGGAGUGGCUUCGUUGCUAUGCAAAUUCUUCACGCUGUAAAGUUCUUCAGUAAGGGAGUUGUGAAUGUCUGUGAACACGUUAUGUUUAAAGUAGUAUUUAUGCAUAGGCCAUAAGCCAGAGAUUUUUCUAGAAAAAAUUGUCCCAUCUUUAGGAAGGCAUUGUAAACAAAAAAGAGACCAGAGCAAUCUACCGUACAGGUCUCUCUCUGCCACUUAAAGAUUGUUCCCAUGCAUAGAGACAGCUUUAUUCACUUUAGCAUGGACAUUUUUAAAAGGUCUUUAAAAGUCCAUAUAGUGGAUACAUAAGAGGUCACGGACCAAAGGAGGACUGUUAUAUUGCAGGUUAUUUGAUGAUAUACACCUUUAAAAGCCUUAUCUUCUUGCAUAUUAUACAACAGGUCAACUACACUGGCCAUCUACCACUGGCCAGUAAUCUCAUAAAAAGGGAAUAUAUUUUUUGGCUCUCCCUUUGACAUUAGCACAAUCGUGACUAAACUAAUAUGCCAACAAAUCUAGUAAAUGUCCCAUAUCACUUCAGCGUCCAUAGUGCCUUAGCCAGCUUGCGUCACGUUUUCACAAAC